GCUGAAUCAAAAUGAAAUGAAUGAAACAAUGUGCCCCUUGGUGUCGUAAUGCUUGGUGUCCCCACAGCGUGUUUUUCCAUACACACACACACACACACACACAAACCCACUGGACGAGACAAUGCGGAAGUGUGUGCCGUGAUAAGGUGUAGUUCCAUCGCAUAAAAUUGCCUGUUCAUCGUGCGUUAAUAUCAGCAGCAUCAGUUGACAACGCGCACACACGGCGGGAGAGUGCCAGCACAGUUCGCCACAAAACCCCUGUACCGCAAGGAGAAGGUUAUUUCAUCACCAUGGUGGUUAAGGGCAGCGGUGUGAUGUUGGUGAAAUCCUUGCUCGGGUCACUGUUUUCCCACGAAACGAGAGGAAUCGUUCAGCGGACGGCCGUACGAUACAGCCAUCACCAUCAGGCGCACGAUCUGGUGGAGGAGCACGAUCGGCAACAUGACGUGGAGGAGGUGCGCAUUCCGGUGCCGUACGGUGAGAUUGCCGGCAAGUGGUGGGGCCCACGGGACGUACGGCCGAUCGUGUGCAUUCACGGCUGGCAGGAUAAUGCGGGCACGUUCGAUCGGCUGAUCCCACUGCUACCGAAGCACAUGAGCUUCCUGGCGCUGGACCUUCCCGGCCAUGGGCUGUCCUCCCGCAUCCCGGACGGCAUGUCGUACCACACGCUGGACAACACGCUCAGCCUGUUCCACGUGAUGCGCGAGUACCGCUGGAAGAAACUCUCGCUAAUGGGCCACUCGAUGGGUUCGAUCAUAAGCUUCCUGUUCACCUCAACCUUCCCCGAUAAGGUCGAUUUUUACAUUGGCAUCGAUGCGCUCAAACCUCACAUUGCCGAUGCGGCCAAAUUUCCGGGUCGGUUGGAAAAACGCCUGCCCCAGUCACUGCUGGCGGAUGCGAGGAAUCGGGAAAAGUCCGAACCACCGGCCUACCCGUACGAGGAGCUAAUAGAACGGCUGCAUCUCGGCACGAACAAAUCGGUCACACGUGAGGCGGCUCCGUUUCUGCUGUAUCGUAACACGCGCAAAUCAACGCUCCAUCCCGACCGAUACUACUUUACGCGGGACAGCCGGCUAAAGUACGGGCUGGGGAUGGGCUGGGAUCAGGCGAUCAAUUUGGAGCUUGCCAAGCGGGUGGUGCAGCCGUACCUGUUCAUCAAGGCGAAACACUCGCCCUACUACGAGGAGCGCAAGUACUUUGAUGAGUUUGUGGAGCUGGUGAAGCGGAACAAUCCACAGUUUGAGCUGGAGUUUGUGGACAGUACGCAUCAUCUGCAUCUGACCGAGCCGGAAAAGGUGGUGCCGAUUGUGGGACGGUUUCUCGGCAAGUACUGGAAGGAGGAGAGAGGAUGAAAUUAGUUAAGAGGUGAACGCGGGCAAUGCGGGGUUAAUUUAUUGAUUUAGAGAGUAAUAAAAACAAACGAUUGAAAGAAUUCACUUAACUACCUCGA
Molecule: messenger RNA, 1450 nt
Organism: Anopheles merus
Lineage: Eukaryota; Metazoa; Arthropoda; Insecta; Diptera; Culicidae
Product: probable serine hydrolase
Exons: 2
Coding region: 291-1352 (353 amino acids)
Source: RefSeq, a predicted model, not a curated record